Betta splendens (Siamese fighting fish) is the source of this 4654-nucleotide messenger RNA. RefSeq names its product iron-responsive element binding protein 2 (gene ireb2). Bases 98 to 3019 code for a protein of 973 amino acids. NCBI's taxonomy places the organism in Eukaryota, Metazoa, Chordata, Actinopteri, Anabantiformes, Osphronemidae. Gene Ontology annotation, cellular component: mitochondrion; cytosol. The record is from RefSeq and is a predicted model, not a curated record. Gene Ontology annotation, biological process: tricarboxylic acid cycle; citrate metabolic process. The transcript is spliced from 22 exons. Gene Ontology annotation, molecular function: 4 iron, 4 sulfur cluster binding; aconitate hydratase activity; iron-responsive element binding.
GUGUGGGCGGGACUGUUAAGUUCUUCAUUGUGAUUGGUCAAUUCUAGUGUUGCGUGCACAGUCCCGAGAACGGGUCGUGUUGAUUUCAGUAGUCAUCAUGGCGCUCACUUCCCCAGUCAAAGAGCACAAAUACAGCCAUCUCAUAGACACACUGAGUGAUGGCGAAAUUAAGUUCUUCAAUCCACAAAAAUUAAACGAUCCAAGAUAUGACAAACUGCCUCUCUCCAUACGCGUCUUGCUGGAAGCAGCAGUUCGUAACUGUGAUGGCUUUUACACAAAAGAAGACGACGUCCAGAGCAUCUUGGACUGGCAGCGGCAGCAGAAUAAAACCGAGGUGCCGUUCUCUCCAGCACGAGUCCUUCUUCAGGACUUCACUGGUAUUCCUGCCAUGGUGGACCUGGCAGCCAUGAGGGACGCUGUAGCCAAACACGGUGUGGACCCCAGCCUGGUCAACCCUAAAUGCCCCACAGACCUCAUCGUAGAUCACUCAUUACAGAUUGACUAUAGCAAAUGUGCCAUACAGAAUGCUCCAAACCCUGGUGGAGGGGACAGUCCAAGCCAGAGCCAGGGUCCCUCUCGUUCCACAAUCUUCAAGCCUCCGUCCAGAGGAAGCUCACAGUGUGGAGGUCAGCGGGGGUCCUGUAGUAAACCUGCCUGCUCUGACCCUCCAGGCUCGUCGGGUCAAUCUUCAGCCUCUGUCCAGCAGAUAGAAAACACGCCUCUCCUAUGCCCUUUUCACCUAAAGCCUGUAUAUGAAACUGAAACAGCUGUGAAGAACCAGGAAAUGGAACUGAUAAGAAACAAAGAGAGGCUUCAGUUCUUUAAGUGGUGUUCGAAAGCAUUUAAGAAUGUAAAUGUGGUUCCUCCGGACGUGGGUGCAGUCCACCAGGUGAACCUAGAGUAUCUGUCCAGAGUUAUCCAGGUCAGCAAAGGUUUCAUCUACCCUGACAGUGUGGUGGGAACUGACUCUCACACCACCAUGAUCAAUGGACUGGGAAUCCUGGGCUGGGGUGUUGGGGGAAUAGAGUCAGAAGCUGUGAUGCUGGGUCAGCCAGUGUCUUUGACCCUUCCUCAGGUGGUGGGCUGCAAGCUGGUGGGCUCCAUCAACCCCUUAACCACCUCUAUAGACAUUGUCCUUGGUAUCACAAAGCAUUUGAGGCAAGCUGGGAUUGCUGGAAGGUUUGUAGAGUUUUUUGGACCCGGUGUGUCCCAGCUGUCGGCUCCUGAUCGAACUACCAUCGCCAACAUGUGUCCAGAGUAUAACGCUACUGUCAGCUUCUUCCCUGUCGACCAUGUCACUCUAAAGCACUUUAAAAAGACAAAUUUCACCCAGGAAAAACUUGAAUUGUUGGAGUCUUACAUGAAGGCUGUGAAGCUUUUUAGAAGCUAUGAAGACUCCUCAGAAGACCCUGAGUAUUCUGAGGUGAUUGAGAUCAACCUGAGCUCUAUGGUACCACAUGUGAGCGGACCGAAGAGGCCUCAGGACAGAGUGGCAAUCAGCAACAUGAAAGAAGACUUUCAGAGUUGUCUUGAUGAGAAGGUGGGAUUUAAAGGAUUCAACAUCUCCAAGGAGAGGCAGGAGACCCGGGUUCCCUUCCUGCACUGUGGGCAGCAGUACGAGCUGGCCCAUGGCUCAGUGGUCAUCGCCGCUGUUAUCAGUUGCACCAACAACUGCAACCCGUCUGUCAUGCUUACUGCAGGUCUAAUGGCCAAAAAGGCUGUGGAGGCUGGGCUUUUGGUCAAGCCUUACAUCCGGACCAGCCUGGCUCCAGGAAGUGGCAUGGUCACUCACUACCUCAAUACAAGUGGAGUCCUGCCUUAUUUAAGUCAACUUGGGUUUGAAGUGAUUGGUUAUGGCUGUGCUACCUGUGUGGGUAACACGGCCCCAUUACCAGAUGCUGUUGUAGAUGCCAUCAAACAGGGGGACCUGGUGGCCUGUGGUGUGUUAUCUGGCAACAGGCACUUCGAGGGUCGCCUGUGUGACUGUGUCCGUGCCAACUACCUGGCCUCCCCUCCCCUGGUGUUGGCCUAUGCGAUUGCAGGCACUGUGGGAAUCGAUUUUGAGAAAGAGCCUCUAGGUGUAACAUCGGAGGGGAAGGACGUGUUUCUCCGUGAUAUCUGGCCAUCCAGGGAGGAGGUCCAACAAACCGAAGAGGACACAAUAAUCUCCUCCAUCUUUAAGGAUCUCAGGGGACGGAUGGAGAAAGGAAACACCUUUUGGAACAACAUUGAAUGUCCAGAUUCUCCACUUUUUCCCUGGGAUCACAAGUCCACAUAUAUACGUUCACCAUGUUUCUUUAGCAAGUUGACUAAAGAGGUCCCCACUCCUCAGUCAAUAGAAAAUGCCCAUGCCUUAAUGUUCCUUGGGGACAAAGUGACCACGGACCACAUCUCACCAGCAGGCAGCAUUGCCAGGUCCAGCGCAGCUGCCAAAUAUCUGCAGAGCAAACGCCUGACACCACGGGAGUUUAACUCGUAUGGCGCACGCAGAGGAAAUGAUGCAGUGAUGACCAGAGGCACAUUUGCCAGCAUCAAGCUCCAAAAUCGAUUUAUUGGCAAACCUGGUCCCAAGACCCUGCACAUUCCUUCAGGCCAGGCUCUGGAUGUCUUCGAGGCAGCCGAGCGCUAUCAGAGGGACGGCACCCCCCUCAUCAUCCUGGCAGGCAAAGACUACGGCUCUGGAAACUCCAGGGACUGGGUAGCCAAAGGACCAUACCUGCUGGGGGUACGUGCUGUCAUUGCUGAGAGCUUCGAGAAGCUGCACAAGAACCAGUUGGUGGGAAUGGGCAUCAUGCCGCUCGAAUUCCUGCCUGGCCAGAACGCCGACUCACUGGAACUAAGCGGAAAGGAGAGGUUCACCAUCACUCUGCCAGAUAACCUGCGUCCGAGGGAACAGCUCACAGUCGAGACCAGCCAAGGGAAGUCCUUCUCCGUCAUCGCGCUGCUUGACAACGACAUGGAUCUCAUCUUUUUCCGGCACGGAGGGCUCCUAAGAUACGUUUCUCGGACUUUUCUUUGAAACAGACUACACCCUGGUCUCAAGCCUACUGAAUGUGCACAAGUGUCAUAAACCGCAGCUUUCAUUAUUUACCAGUUUAUCUUCAGCGAGAAUGAAAAGCGGCCCACUGGAGCUACAUAGAUCUGAUUUGUCCAUUAGAGCGGAUGAACAUUUCCAGACCGUUUAAGACUGGGAAGCGUCAGAUGUCAGACCUGAGCUGUUUCUCCAUCAGUGCCGGUUCAUCGGCUGCUGCAUUUGAACACAGUGUCUCACCUCAAACAGCAGCCAAACCAAGGAAGGAAGGAAGAAGCAGCAACAUUGACUCAAUGUGGAGGUUGUAUCUCAGACAAGUUUGAACAGAAUUGCUUUGUCUUUUAUCGCUGAAAAAGGAGGAGUACGGCUGAGUAAAACAAUGGAAAGUUGAGCCAGAAGUGAAUCCCAGCUGCUGCUUUUGCCUUGAAAGGCUAAGAUGGUGCUAGGUACUCCAGCAUGAACACCUCGUUUACCCCUACAAUCGUCAAAGUGAAGCAUAGUAAUGUUGCAGAUAUGAUGUCAGUUGCCCUUAUUUCUAAUUGGGUCCAAACAAUCUUAUGUAAUGUUCUCUUAAUAUCAAACCUUUAGGAAGAAAGUUGAUGCUUCCUACUCAAUUUUGUGGAAAAUUGUGUUUCUUCUUUUGCUGUUACCUGUGUAACUAAACUCCCUUCAUGAAACUGCUUCUUCUACAACUGACAGUCCUGCAUCACAUUAAAGGUAACUUAUGAAAGCUGGUCUGCAAAAAUAAUCUUGAUACAAUUCACACACAAGCUGAAAUGGAAAAAAAUGGUUCCUAAUAUAAAGCCAAGUUUUACAAAAAUGAUUUUAACAUUGUAAGUGUAAAGCUUUUACUUUUACUGGUGGAAGAGGAGAGCUUGCUGGAUUUCCUUACACUAUCAUGUUUAUUUAAAGGGGAAAUCAGAACCAGUGUUGAGUGCUCUUAGUGAUGUCACUUGAGUUAGCGCUUUUGCAUUGUGGGAAAUGCAGUUGCCACAAAUUAAAAGCAAAGAAGAACAGCCAAAGAUCCGUUUUCCAAAAUGUCUAAAUUCUUUGUUCACAGCUGGGUGUGGUAACAUCGUUUUGACACAGUGCUGUGUGUGGACACAGAUGUGGAGGUUAGUUCUCUUUUUAACAUGGAUAACUGGAAACCAGCCUUGAGUUGAAAACCAUCAUAAAUGACACAGUGAGGACCUAGACUUUAUUAGCAUCCGUUCAUGUCAGCUCUAUGUUAACUGCACUGUUUGUCUAGUCAUCUAUUUAGAAUGUGGACUGGAGCCUGUGGUUUUAUUCUUUUAGUGUAUGUCAUGUGAGUACAGAUGGUUGUGAAGCAGAUAGAAAACUGUCAUGUGACAUUUAGGGUUGGGGUUUUGACUCGCCAGUCAGACCAGUCCACCUUCACGCUUUGCCUUUUCUGUUAGAGCAGGUUUUAUCUGCACAGAAGAGUGAACAUAGAACAAUGAUGCAAGUGCUCACUGCUGGUAGUCACCUGGUCUGCUGCGCUUCCCUCUGUCUCGGUUUAGUGAAGCGAGGCACGUGAGCCAGGUGUUUACCUGCACAUGAAAUGGAGUCUGCGUGACUCUGAAUAGCACUGUAAAUCAUUUUUAAUAAACAAAGAAAAACUGG